This is a messenger RNA of Xenia sp. Carnegie-2017, 987 nucleotides long. RefSeq names its product putative nuclease HARBI1. The record is from RefSeq and is a predicted model, not a curated record. The coding region runs from base 1 to 987 and encodes 328 amino acids. The transcript has a single exon. NCBI's taxonomy places the organism in Eukaryota, Metazoa, Cnidaria, Anthozoa, Malacalcyonacea, Xeniidae.
AUGAGCAGAGAAUCGAUCAACUCUUUGGCGGAAGAAUUAAGACCAUACAUCGAAGGGAAAAACACUAUAAUGAGGAAAUCAGUCGACAUUGUGAAGCAAGUAGCCGUCACAUUAUAUUAUUUGAGCGACGAGGGUCGUAUGCGGAAAACAGCUAACGCUUUUGGGCUUUCCCGGCAAUCUGUGUCAAAAAUCGUCCGGAAAGUGUGUAAAGCCAUAACAAUUUAUCUUGGUCCAAAAUAUAUUAAACUUCCAAGGACUGAGGAAGAAGUAAAUUGUCUGGUAAAAAAGUUCCAUAGAGUGCACGGUUUCCCUCAAUGUUUGGGAGCAAUUGAUGGAACCCACAUAGAAAUUAGGCAGCAUAAUGCAAACUCAACAGAUUACAUCAAUCGUAAGGGUCGUUAUAGCCUUAAUGUUCAAGCUGCUUGUGAUUAUAAUUAUUGUUUCAUGGAUGUUGUUGUCAAAUGGCCCGGGAGUGUGCAUGAUGCGAGAGUAUUUUCAAACUCUAGUCUAAAUUCUUCCUUAAAGAGUGGAAAAAUUCCACCGUGCAAACGUACAAUCCUUCCUGAUGAGGAUCCUGUGCCAGUAUUCAUUCUGGGAGAUCCUGCAUAUCCACUUAUGCCGUAUGUUAUGAAGGAGUAUUCAAAUGGUGGGUCAACUGUGCAAGAACAAUACUUCGGUUUGACCUUGUGCAAGGCUCGCAUGGUAAUUGAAUGUUCAUUUGGCCGCCUUAAAGCUAGAUUUGGAGCUUUAAAGAGAGCAAUGGAUAUAAAUAUGGAUGAGCUACCAUGUGUCAUUUAUGCAUGUUUUAUGCUUCAUAAUUACUGUGAGAUAAACAAUGAAAAGAUUGGAGAAGAAAAGGUUUCCUCUGCCAUUGAUCACGAUAGAGAGUUUCAACCAGCUGUUGUUACUAACAAUUUCACCACUGAUUGCAAUGAAAGUGAGGGUAAGAAAACAAGAAGGAUUUUGACCAAGUACUUUGAUCCUUGA